Molecule: messenger RNA, 198 nt
Organism: Rhizophagus irregularis DAOM 181602=DAOM 197198
Lineage: Eukaryota; Fungi; Glomeromycota; Glomeromycetes; Glomerales; Glomeraceae
Source: RefSeq, a predicted model, not a curated record
UUGCACCAUGUCUAUAAUCCAAUAUGGCGUGAUUUGAGUAAAAUAAUUCAUGUAUUUCUCAUCUUCAUUUUUGGCUUUGUUUUUGUUAAUAUAAUCUUUGAAAUUCGCGAAAAUGUCUUCUUGUUUUAUAUGCGCGGAGCCUGGUCUAUAAUGCUUCUUCUUAAUCGUUAUUCUCUCCUACGAUAUUCUCUUCUAUGA